Messenger RNA from Parastagonospora nodorum SN15, 1758 nucleotides. RefSeq lists its product as hypothetical. The record is from RefSeq and is a predicted model, not a curated record. Bases 1 to 1758 code for a protein of 585 amino acids. The transcript is spliced from 4 exons. Gene Ontology annotation, biological process: carbohydrate transport; transmembrane transport. Gene Ontology annotation, cellular component: membrane. NCBI's taxonomy places the organism in Eukaryota, Fungi, Ascomycota, Dothideomycetes, Pleosporales, Phaeosphaeriaceae. Gene Ontology annotation, molecular function: carbohydrate:proton symporter activity.
AUGGCUCCUGUUGGUGGCGGGGCUGCCGAGUUCGAGGCUGCCGCUUUGGCUCGCCGCAAGGCUCUCUCCGGAGCCACGGGGCCUAUGGCCUUGGUCAAGAACUUGAAGGUCUUUGGCAUUGCAUGCUUUGCGUGCUUGGGUGGCCUGCUUUAUGGUUACAACCAAGGUGUAUUCUCUGGUGUUCUUACCAUGACUUCUUUCAAGGAGCACAUGGGCGACUAUAUUGAAGAUGCCGACAAGCUCACAUGGAACUCCUCCAAGCAGGGUUGGCUCGUCUCUAUUCUCGAGCUCGGAGCCUGGCUCGGAACUAUGUACUCUGGAUUCCUCGCUGAGAUUUUGUCUCGUAAAUACGCCAUUCUCGUCAACGUCGCUAUCUUCAUCAUCGGUGUUGUGAUUCAGACAACUUCGAUUAGCGCUGGACACAACGCAAUCCUCGCGGGACGAUUCAUCACAGGUAUGGGGGUUGGUUCGCUCUCCAUGAUUGUACCCAUGUACAACGCCGAGAUCGCGCCUCCUGAGGUCCGUGGUGCGCUUGUCGGUCUUCAGCAACUCUCCAUCACUCUCGGUAUUAUGAUAAGUUUCUGGAUCGACUAUGGCACGAACUUCAUCGGUGGCACUGGUCGUAGCCAAAAGGAAGCGGCAUGGCUUCUCCCACUCUGUCUGCAACUCGUCCCGGCUGUCCUUCUUGGUGUGGGCAUGAUCUUUAUGCCUUUCUCCCCACGUUGGCUGGUCCAUCAUGACCGCGAGCCUGAAGCUCAACGGGUUUUGGCUCAACUCCGAAGCCUACCAGAGGAGCACGAGCUGAUCGAGCUUGAAUUUGCUGAGAUCAAGGCACAAUCGCUCUUCGAGAAGAAGUCCCUCCGCGAGAACUUCCCACAUCUCCAGGAUAUGAGCGCGUUGUCGACUUUCAAGCUGCAGUUUGUUGCUAUUGGCAGUCUCUUCACUACCAGGGGUAUGUUCAAGCGCGUUAUCAUCGCGACCAUGACGAUGUUUUUCCAACAGUGGACGGGUAUCAACGCAAUUUUGUACUACGCGCCCACCAUCUUUUCAGGAUUGGGUUUGAGCUCCAACUCAGUGAGUUUGCUAGCCACGGGUGUGGUCGGUAUUGUUAUGUUCAUUGCUACCAUUCCCGCCGUCAUGUACGUGGAUAGCUGGGGUCGUAAGCCAGUCCUUGUCAUCGGUGCUAUCGGCAUGGCACUCUGCCAUUUCAUCAUUGCUGCCAUCGUUGCCAGCUUUUCCGAUGACUGGCCAAACCACCAGGGUGCCGGUUGGGCCGCCGUCGUUAUGGUCUGGCUGUUCGUCAUUCACUUCGGUUACUCCUGGGGCCCUUGUGCCUGGAUCGUGGUUGCUGAGAUCUGGCCCUUGUCUAACCGUCCAUAUGGUAUCGCACUUGGCGCAUCAUCCAACUGGAUGAACAACUUUAUUGUUGGUCAGGUCACACCCGACAUGCUCACGCACUUGAAGUACGGAACUUACAUCUUCUUCGGUAUCUUCACCGCUAUGGGAGCUGCCUUCAUCGCCUUCUACUUCCCCGAGACUAAAGGUCUCACCCUCGAGGAGAUGGACACGCUCUUUGGUUCCGUCGGUACUGCUGAGCGUGAGAAAGAGCGCUGGAGGGAGGUCCAUGCUGAGGUCGGGCUCACUGAGCUCCUCCGUCGGGCUGGUGUAUACAACGGAAGUGAUGAACACGUUGCUGGAGGUGACAUGGAAAAGCCUGUCCUAGAGACCAAGCACGAGGAGCACACUCCUGUUGCAUAG